Messenger RNA from Diabrotica balteata, 659 nucleotides. NCBI's taxonomy places the organism in Eukaryota, Metazoa, Arthropoda, Insecta, Coleoptera, Chrysomelidae. The record is from the annotation of a GenBank genome assembly.
UUUACAUCUCCAAAGAACUUUAAGGAUGGUAAUUCCUCUUUCUCGUUGUGCAAGUCCUAUAAAUGCCAUUGUACUUUUCUCAGACACUAGAGUCGUUCGUGUACAGUUCAACAAUAAGAUGAAACUUUUGAUUUUACUAACUGUUGGAAUUCCAUUUGUGCUAUGCCAAGGAAGAGGUAGACCCCCAAUUCCUUUAUCAUCUGGUAGCAGUCCUGAUGGAAAUGCUAGAAUUAUUAGUGGAGACGCUGAUGUUAACACUGAUGGAUCUUAUAAAUGGAGCUUCCAAUCAGAUAACGGCAUUUCGGCGCAAGAAAUAGGUCAAACCAAAAACGCAAACUCACAAGAGCCCAUAGAAGAAGCCCAAGGAAAUUUCCAGUACACUGCUCCAGAUGGUUCUCCCAUUCAAGUUUCGUAUAUUGCGAAUGAAAAUGGAUUCCAACCUAAUGGUGCUCACCUGCCCGUAGCUCCUCCAAUACCUAUAGAAAUUCUUAGAUCGCUGGAGUGGAAUGCGGCGCAUCCAGAAGAAGACGAUGAUGGAUCGGGUAAACCAAGGAGACCUUGAUUUUUAAAUUAGUAUGUAUUUUAAUAAACAGUGAAGAGUAAUAUAAAAUAUUUAGAAUGUGAUAUUUUUAAUAAAAGCAAUAAAAACACUGUAAGAA